Molecule: messenger RNA, 1959 nt
Organism: Oryzias latipes (Japanese medaka)
Lineage: Eukaryota; Metazoa; Chordata; Actinopteri; Beloniformes; Adrianichthyidae
Product: rhotekin-like
Biological process (GO): actomyosin contractile ring assembly; septin ring organization; signal transduction
Cellular component (GO): actomyosin contractile ring
Source: RefSeq, a predicted model, not a curated record
AAAAAAGACCCCUACUAUGCUUAAUUUAACUUUUCAUUGUUUUAGGUAGUUAUUAUAAACCAGUCAUGUUUAUGCUAUAAAUGCACAAAAAGAAACGUGUGCCUAAAAUAAGUACAAUCCUUUAAUUUUAUUUAUGAUCUAAAAGUACAAAUCAGAUCAACAUUUGGUACUGUAUGGGAGCUUUGGAGAAAAAAGUAUUGGAGUCUAAAGCUCCUCAUGUAUGGAGGCUUAAGAGUGUUUUGAUCUCUGUUGAGUAACUAGCUGCUCGGUCUGCAAAUCUGUUCUAAAUCCAGUUCCAGUCACCUGUGGGAUUAGCUCCUUCAUUCAGCAAACUGCCUGACUGUGCAGAGACCGGAACAGAACCCCAGCAGCUCUGCAGAGGAGGACCAUGAACGACGCCGCACAGGAUGGCAAGGUGCUGCAGCAGAUUGAAAGGGAGGUGCGGAUGCGGGAAGGGGCCAGUAAACUUCUGGCUGCCUGUUCCCAAAAGGAUCAGGCCCUGGAGGCCUCCAAGAGUCUGCUGACCUGCAACGCCCGCAUUCUGGCUCUGCUCAGCCAGCUGCAGAAGAUCCGGAAAGCGCAGAUCCUGGAGCGGGCCGGACUCAGAUCUGCAGAGGAUGCUGCACCAUGCACUGGAAAAGUUGCGCUUUCAGAUUUGCGGUUUCCCCUCAUGUGGAAAGACUCAGAGUACUUUAAAAACAAAGGAGAGCUCCAUCGCUGUGCCGUGUUCUGCCUUCUGUGGUGUGACUCAGAAAUCCACGACACUGACAUCGUGAUGGUGGACAGGACUUUGACAGACAUCUGUUUUGAAGAGCCCAUCAUAUUCGACGAGGUGGGCCCAGAGUUCCAGCUCCGUGUGGAGCUGUACAGCAGCUGUGUGGUCGAGGACGCCUCCCCGGCGGUUCUGGCCAUCAAGAAAGGCACUUUCCUGGGAGGCUCAUUGGGAUACUCGUCAGGAAAGAAGAUCCGAGCUGCGUUUGAGUCCGCAGCUGGGUGUGGAUCUGUUGGAGGCGAUGGGAGGCCUGGAUAUUCAUCCUCUCUUGAGCAGUCUCCAGUGGGACCAAAAUACAACCUUCUGGCUCACACAACUCUGACUAUCGAAAAUGUACUGGAUGGGUUCAAGACCCACGAUUUGACCGUUUUAGCUACAGAGGACAGCCCCUUCUGGUUGCCCUUGUAUGGAAACCUGUGCUGUCGCUUAGUUGCUCAGCCUCUUUGUAUGACCCAACCAGUGAUGAGUGGUCAACUCACGGUUAAGCUGAAAGACUCCAACAUUUGGGAAAACAUCCACGCUGACCUCAAGGGGCAAACUCUCCGCUGUUAUCAAACUAAAGAAGACCUGGAGUCUGGGAACAACCUGAUGCUUCUAAUUCCAAUCAGGAAGGAUACUUGCAUCUGCGAGUCGGAAGGAUACAUAUGCAUCAAUGGACAGCCUCAAAGGAACAAUGCAGCCUUUGCCAUUUCUGCACACAGUCCUGAAGACACGCAGCGCUGGCACGAGGCCCUGCGGCAACAUCUCUACAACCUGGAACAGUGGAAGCACUCCUGUGACCAGCUCAUGAAGAUCGAAGUGCCGAAAUCAAAGAAACCCAGCCCGCUACUGCAAGGAUCUCUUUUUCAUGAAAUAGUAACGCCGUCUUCCCCGAGAAAGGGCCCUGUGAAUCCAGAUCUGUCAAGUGAGAUCCGCACAUUGCUCUCCUCCUACUACAAGGAAAGUCAUUAAUUUCCCGACAAGACAACUCCAAAUGGAAACGGAAAUGAUGAAGAACUGCCGUCACUAAGGGAUCACAAGAUGUGUGGUGUUGAACCUUCAACCUCUGUUUUUUUGUUUUUUUCAUGAGAAAAACAAUCAAAGUGGGAAAAAAAAAACGUAACUAUACUUAAGUUAUAGUUAUAGUUGCAAAAGAUGUACAUAAUAAAACUAAAGUCAAAUAAACACUUGUUCUCAUUCCGGUUUAA